Molecule: messenger RNA, 5931 nt
Organism: Melitaea cinxia (Glanville fritillary)
Lineage: Eukaryota; Metazoa; Arthropoda; Insecta; Lepidoptera; Nymphalidae
Gene: zip
Product: myosin heavy chain, non-muscle
Exons: 30
Coding region: 1-5931 (1976 amino acids)
Cellular component (GO): myosin complex
Molecular function (GO): cytoskeletal motor activity; actin filament binding; ATP binding
Source: RefSeq, a predicted model, not a curated record
AUGGUGGACAUGGAUAGAAACGACCCGGAGCUCCGGUACCUGUCAGUCGAUCGGAACAGUUUCAAUGACCCGGCGACGCAGGCAGAAUGGACACAGAAGCGAUUGGUGUGGGUUCCUCAUGAAACCCAGGGUUUUGUUGCCGCGGGGAUCAAGGCGGAUCGUGGAGAUGAGAUGGAAGUGGAGAUCGCGGAGUCCGGGAAGCGAAUCCUGGUCGCGAGAGACGAUAUACAGAAGAUGAAUCCGCCGAAGUUCGACAAAGUGGAAGAUAUGGCAGAAUUGACUUGCCUCAACGAAGCCUCUGUCCUACACAACAUCAAAGACAGAUACUACUCGGGUCUCAUUUAUACAUACUCGGGUCUCUUCUGCGUGGUCGUAAAUCCCUACAAGAAGCUUCCAAUCUACACGGAGAAGAUUAUGGAGCGAUACAAGGGCAUCAAGCGGCACGAGGUCCCGCCCCACGUGUUCGCCAUCACAGACACCGCGUACCGUUCUAUGUUACAAGAUCGAGAGGAUCAGUCGAUUCUCUGCACUGGUGAGUCAGGUGCUGGUAAGACUGAGAACACGAAGAAGGUUAUACAGUACCUCGCGUACGUCGCCGCUUCGAAACCGAAGGGAUCCGGCGCGGGACCAUCGCCUCAGUUGAUUAUAAGCAAUGGACCGACGUUUGAGGGAGAGUUGGAACAACAAUUACUACAAGCGAAUCCAAUUCUAGAAGCCUUCGGUAACGCGAAGACGGUCAAAAACGACAAUUCAUCUCGAUUCGGUAAAUUCAUAAGAAUCAACUUCGACGCUUCCGGGUUCAUUGCGGGAGCGAACAUCGAAACGUACUUACUGGAGAAAUCCAGAGCGAUCAGACAAGCGAAGGACGAGAGAACAUUCCACAUCUUCUACCAGCUUCUAGCAGGAGCGACGGCGCAACAGAAAGCCGAGUAUAUUCUAGAAGACCCCAAAAGCUACCCCUUCCUCACCAACGGAGCGUUACCAGUACCGGGUAUCGAUGACGCCGCAGAGUUCCAGGCGACGAUCAAAUCGAUGAACAUUAUGGGAAUGAACAAUGAAGACUUCAAUUCUAUAUUCAGAAUAGUCUCAGCCGUGCUUCUGUUUGGGUCCAUGCAGUUCAAACAGGAAAGAAAUUCCGAUCAGGCUACGUUGCCUGAUAACACUGUUGCACAGAAAAUUGCUCAUUUGCUUGGUCUUUCUGUAACGGAAAUGACGAAAGCAUUCCUAAAACCAAGGAUAAAGGUUGGCCGCGAUUUCGUAACUAAAGCACAAACCAAGGAACAGGUCGAGUUCUCCGUGGAAGCAAUCGCUAAGGCCUGCUACGAACGCCUCUUCAGAUGGUUGGUAAACAGAAUCAACAGAUCUCUGGACAGGACAAAGAGACAAGGAGCCUCCUUUAUCGGUAUCCUCGACAUGGCUGGUUUCGAAAUAUUCGAACUGAACUCAUUUGAACAGCUUUGCAUCAAUUAUACAAACGAAAAGCUUCAACAGCUUUUCAAUCACACGAUGUUUAUUUUAGAACAGGAGGAAUACCAAAGGGAAGGUAUCGAAUGGAAAUUCAUCGAUUUCGGUCUAGAUUUGCAACCGACUAUAGACCUUAUCGACAAACCUAUGGGUAUCAUGGCUUUGUUGGACGAAGAAUGUUGGUUCCCCAAGGCCACCGACAAGACAUUCGUGGAAAAAUUAGUUCAAUCUCACUCCGUCCAUCCCAAAUUCAUGAAGACAGAUUUCCGUGGUGUUGCCGAUUUCGCGAUUAUCCACUACGCUGGAAAGGUCGAUUACUCGGCAGACAAGUGGCUGAUGAAGAACAUGGACCCCCUGAACGAGAACGUUGUUUCUUGCCUUCAGUCGUCCCAGGAUCCCUUCGUAUGCCACAUAUGGAAGGACGCUGAAAUCGUCGGCAUGGCGCAACAGGCCUUGACAGACACGCAAUUCGGAGCGAGAACGAGAAAAGGAAUGUUCAGGACAGUUUCCCAGCUGUACAAGGAGCAGCUGACAAAACUGAUGGCAACGUUGAGAAAUACGAAUCCGAACUUUGUCAGAUGUAUCAUUCCGAAUCAUGAAAAGAAAGCUGGCAAAAUAGAAGCACCACUGGUACUAGACCAGCUUCGAUGCAACGGUGUCCUCGAGGGUAUCAGAAUCUGUCGUCAGGGCUUCCCGAACAGGAUACCCUUCCAAGAGUUCAGGCAGCGUUACGAAUUGCUCACACCGAACAUAAUACCCAAAGGUUUCAUGGACGGCAAGAAGGCUUGCGAGCAAAUGAUCGAGGCGUUGGAGCUCGACCAUAACCUGUACCGCGUCGGUCAGUCGAAGAUAUUCUUCAGAGCCGGAGUGUUGGCUCACUUGGAAGAAGAGAGAGAUUACAAGAUCACGGACCUUAUCGUGAACUUCCAGGCGUUCUGUCGAGGGUACCUUGCAAGGAGAAACUACCAGAAGAGACUUCAGCAGUUGAACGCGAUCCGAAUAAUCCAGAGAAACUGUGCCGCGUACCUUAAGCUUAGGAACUGGCAGUGGUGGAGGUUGUAUAUAAAGGUGAAACCUCUAUUAGAAGUGACGAAGCAAGAAGAGAAGCUAACACAGAAGGAAGAUGAGCUGAGACAGAUUCGUGAGAAGCUAGACGUACAGAUGAAGAGAUGUCAAGAGUAUGAGGCUAAGUACCAGCAGGCAAGCGCUGAGAAAACACAGCUGGCAGAACAACUGCAGGCUGAAUUAGAACUAUGUGCGGAAGCGGAAGAGAGUCGAGCUAGAGUAGCAGCCAGAAAGCAAGAGUUAGAAGAACUGUUACACGACUUAGAAGGGCGUAUAGAAGAAGAAGAAGAACGUUGUAACGCUCUGCAGCAGGAGAAGAAACGUCUGCAACUUAAUAUACAGGACUUAGAGGAACAGCUGGAAGAAGAGGAGGCAGCCCGCCAGAAGUUACAGCUUGAGCGUGUCCAAUGCGACGGCAAGUUAAAGAAACUAGAAGAGGAACUGGCUCUAAGUGAGGAUACCAACCAGAAGCUGCUCAAAGAAAAGAAGGUUCUAGAAGAACGCGCCAACGACUUGUCUCAAGCAUUAGCCGAAGAAGAGGAGAAAGCUAAACAUCUCAGCAAAUUGAAGGCAAAACAGGAGUCGGCUAUCGCUGAACUAGAGGAGAAAUUACUUAAGGAUCAUCAAUUGCGACAAGAAGUAGACAGAGCUAAGAGAAAACUGGAGACCGAGCUCCAAGAUGUCAAGGAGCAGCUAUCUGAAAGGAAGGUCCAAGUUGAAGAGUUGCAGAUUAUUCUGACGAAGCGCGAGGAGGAGCUGGCGGCGGCGUGCGCGCGCGCCGACGAGGAGGGCGCGGCGCGCGCGGCGGCGCACAAGGCGGCGCGCGAGGCGGAGGCGGCGCUGGCGGAGGCGCACGAGGACCUGGACGCCGAGCGCGCCGCGCGCACCAAGGCCGAGAAGCUGCGCCGCGACCUCAACGAGGAGCUGGAGGCGCUCAAGAGCGAGCUGCUGGACUCGCUCGACACCACCGCCGCGCAACAGGAGCUCCGCACGAAGCGCGAGCAGGAGGUGGCGGUGCUGAAGCGCAGCCUGGAGGAGGAGGCGGCGGCGCACGAGGCGGCGCUCACGGAGCAGCGCCACCGGCACUCGCAGGAGCUGCAGCUGCUCAACGAGCAGCACGACCAGCUCAAGAAGGCCAAGGCCGUGUUGGAGAAGGCGAAGCAGGCUCUGGAGGCGGAGAACGCAGACUUGGCUACGGAGCUGAAGAGCGCUAGUGCUGCCCGAGCUGAGGGAGAGAGGCGUCGCAAGCAAGCUGAGGCGCAGUUGCAAGACCUGGCCGCUAAACUGCAGGAUGUGGACCGCGCCAGGUCCGAAUUAGCAGAAAAGUGCAUUCGUCUACAAAGCGAAGCGGAACAAGCGUUGCAACAAUUAGAACAAGCAGAACUCAAAGCGUCCGCGGCCGCCAAACAAGCAGCCACCGCAGGCUCGCAACACGCUGAAGUACAGGCGCUGUUGGAAGAAGAGACGAAGCAGAAGCUGUCGCUGCAGACGCGCCUCCGCAACGUGGAGCAGGAGCUGGAGCAGGCGCGCGACCAGCUGGACGAGGAGGAACAGGCGCGGAAGAACCUCGACAAGCAGGUAUCAGUGCUGACCCAACAACUGGCCGAAGCGAAGAAGAAGGCAGAAGAAGAGGCAGAAGCUGCCGCAGCGCUAGAGGAGCAGCGUAAGAAGCUCAGCAAGGACAUCGAAGCACUUCACUGUCAGCUGGACGAGCUGAAACAGGCCAAUGACAAGCUAGACAAAAGUAAAAAGAAGAUCCAAGAAGAAUUAGAAGACACGAAUAUAGAACUAAGCGCUCAGCGUGCCAAGGUGCUGGAGCUGGAAAAGAAACAAAAGAACUUUGACAAGGUGGUGUCGGAGGAGCGCGCCGUGGCCGAGCGGUACGCGGCGGAGCGCGACGCGGCCGAGCGCGACGCGCGCGACAAGGAGACGCGCGUGCUGUCGCUCACGCGCGACCUCGACGUGGCCGCCGAGAAGAUAGAAGAAUUAGAGCGAUCGAAACGCCUCCUACAAUCGGAACUAAACGAGUUGGCCAACACGCAAGGCACUGCAGACAAGAAUGUUCACGAACUCGAGAAAGCCAAGCGAGCUUUGGAAUCACAAUUGGCAGAGUUAAAGGCUCAGAAUGAGGAAAUCGAGGAUGAUCUACAGCUCACAGAGGAUGCGAAGUUGAGGCUAGAGGUCAACAUGGGGGCGAUGAGGGCUCAGUUUGAGAGGGACCUUCAGGCCAAGGAGGAGGCGGGCGAGGAGAAGCGGCGCGGCAUCGUGAAGCAGCUGCGCGAGCUGGAGGCGGAGCUGGAGGAGGAGCGCAAGCAGCGCGCCGCCGCCGCCGCCGCGCGCAAGAAGCUGGAGGCCGACCUCAAGGACGCCGAGCAGGCGCUGCACCUCGCCAACAAGGUGAAAGAGGAUGCGGUGAAACAAGCCAAAAAGCUAACAGUGCAACUGAAAGAGGCCGCGCGAGAGGCGGAAGAGGCACGCGCCGGACGAGAAGAGGCCGCGGCGUUGGCGCGGGAGGCCGAGCGACGAGUGAAGGCCCUGGAGGCGGAGGCGCUGCAGCACGCGGAGGAGCUGGCGGCGGCGGAGCGCGCGCGGCGCCACGCGGAGACCGAGCGCGACGACCGCGACGACGAGCUCACCGCCACCGGCGCCAAGGUGACGCUGUUAGUGGAUGAGAAGAAACGUCUGGAGGCGCGGAUAGCGGCUCUGGAAGAGGAUCUCGAUGAGGAACAAUCGAACACCGAGAUCCUCAACGACAGGCUCAGGAAGGCACAGAAUCAAAUUGAUCAGCUGACAAUGGAGCUGGGUACGGAGAAGUCUGCCACACAGAAACUGGAGAGCAGCAAGCUGGUGCUCGAGCGGCAGAACAAGGAGCUCAAGACCAAGCUUACUGAGUUGGAGACUGCGGGCCGUACAAAGACCAAGGGCGUGAUCACAUCUCUGGAGCUGAAGGUAGCCAACCUGGAAGAGCAGCUGGAGGCGGAGUCUCGAGAGCGUCUGGCGCAGCAGAAGGCGUCGCGCAAGCUCGACAAGAAGAUGAAGGAGCUGGCGCUACAGCUGGAAGAGGAACGGAGACAUGCCGACCAGUACAAGGAGCAGAUUGAAAAGAUGAACGCACGCGUGAAGACUCUAAAGCGCGCCGUGGACGAGGCGGAGGAAGAGGUCCAGCGCGAGAAGGUCGGCAAGCGGAAGGCGCAACGCGAGCUGGAGGACCUGCUGGAGACCCACGAGACCCUGGCGCGCGAGUGCUCCAACCUGCGCAACAAGCUCAGGCGGCAGGGCGGCGCCAUGGGGCUGGCGGGCGCGGGCCGCGUCAAGCGCUCGUCGCUGGCGCCCGGCGCCGGCGCCGCCUCGGGCGACGAGUCGCUCGACGACGGCACGGACGCCGCCAACUCGCUCGAGUGA